GAAUCACAAGAUGACGUGUCACCUUUGACCCAUUCUCUAGUCUUUCUUCUCUCUCUCUCUCUCUCCUUUGAAUGAGAAUGGAUGGUUUACCAACUUGGCUACUGGUAUUUCCUUGAAAAUGGCUGCUUCAGAGGCUUCGCCUUAGGCCUUCACACAUCCAAUCAAACCAAAAACCAAAACCAAAACCAAAUCAAACCAACGGCUCUUCUACCGACUACUUUGAUGUUAGACUUCACCAAGCAAGUCUCUCUUUCUUCAACAAUCUCAGCUAUAUUAUAUUACUAGGAUUUGUUUAUUUUCUUUUCUUUUUGCACUUUCCUUCACUUUCUUUUUGUUUCUUUUGUUCAACAUGGCAGUCCCAUGCCUUGGGCUUUUACUGGGUCUUAAUUAUAACUCUUAUUCGUAUUUGAAUUUUCCACUUCCUCCUUCUUCUUUCUUGUUUUAGAAAAAGAUAGUAGUCUUGAGAGAGAGAGAGAGAGAGAGAGAGAGAGAGAGAGAGAGAGUCAAGCGUUUUAGGUGAAGAAAAAGAGCAGAGAGAGAGAGAGAGAGAGACUGAGAUUUCACAAUCAGUUAUUUAUUGUGAAGAAACCAACUUCCCUUUUUCGAUGGCCUUUCCUAGAAGAAUCCUUUAAUGUGUAUCCGUUUAUUUGUGGAAUUUCAUUGAGCUGAGUUUCAGAUGAUAGGCCAGCAAGAUAAUGACCGCCUUGCAGGUGGUAUUCCCCGGAAAAACUAUUUACGGUCCGUUUCUUGGACUGACAAGUCUCCCACUCAACCUAACCCCAGACCCCAACCCAACAGCAAGGCUCGGUCCUGUUUGCCUCCCCUCCAGCCCCUUUCAAUCGCCCGCCGUCCUGUUGAGGAGUGGCCUACGGCUGGCCCUGAUGAUCUUGGGGUGUGGCCUAAUCCCCAGACCCCAAGAGGCCCUGUUAAAGCCCUCGACAAUUCUAAUAUUGAGCAGCCUGUGAAGGAAUUUCAGUUUAAGAAGGAUAAGCUUGCAUUUUUUGAUAAGGAGUGCUCGAGGAUUGCUGGUCAUAUUUAUUUAGGAAGUGAUGCUGUGGCUAAGAAUCGCGAAAUUUUGCGCCAAAAUGGGAUUACUCAUGUGCUGAAUUGUGUUGGUUUUGUCUGUAAUGAGUAUUUCAAGACCGAUCUUGUGUACAAAACGCUUUGGUUGCAAGAUAGCCCAUCAGAGGAUAUCACAAGCAUUCUAUAUGAUGUGUUUGAUUACUUUGAAGAUGUUCGAGAACAGGGUGGAAGGGUUCUUGUUCAUUGUUGCCAAGGAGUUUCAAGGUCCACUUCUUUGGUCAUUGCCUACCUUAUGUGGAGGGAGGGCCAAAGCUUUGAAGAUGCCUUUCAAUAUGUGAAGGCAGCUAGAGGAGUAACAAAUCCAAAUAUGGGUUUUGCUUGUCAACUUCUGCAGUGCCAGAAGCGUGUUCAUGCUGUGCCAGCUAGCCCAAAUUCUGUGCUUAGGAUGUAUAGGAUGGCUCCACACUCAUCAUAUGAUCCUCUUCAUCUCGUGCCAAAAAUGUUGAGCCAGCCAGACGCAAGAGGACUUGACUCUCGGGGUGCGUUCAUUGUCCAUAUUCCUACUGCAAUCUUUGUUUGGAUUGGGAAGAAUUGCAACUCAGUUAUGUCAAACCAAGCAAAAGUAGCUGCCAAUCAGGUCAUCCGUUAUGAAAGGGCUCAAGGUCCAAUUGUGAUCAUCAAAGAAGGGGAAGAACCAUCAGAAUUUUGGGAUGCUAUUGCUAAUGGACAAAUCCCAGCUGAUGGAUGCCAAAAAGUAGAGCAUAGAAAAGAAGCCGCUUCGUCUUCUGGGAAAAAUGAGAACAUUGCUGCAGCAAUUUGUAGCGGGGUUUGUGAGAGGAAGGUUGAGGAAUAUGAUUCGGAUUUUGAACUUUUCCACAAGGCACUUGCUGGUGGGGUUGUUCCUCCAUUUUCAGUAUCAAAUGCUGGAUCAGAAACCUGCCUCCCUGCCAGGGAAAAUGGAUGGGGCAGACUAAGGCAGAAGUUUGCUAAUGGUAUAAUGAAAGAAUUUCUCGCAUCAUCCAAACUGAAGCAUGAUCAUGUUUCAUCCAUUGGCGGAUCAGAUAUGAUUAUAGAUGCUUGUAGAGAAUCUGAAAAACCUGUUGAUUAUCCAUUAUCAUCACCAUCAGCUUUUCCAUGUGGUUCUCCAGAUUCCUUUGAACCUUUCCUGAACAGCAGCCCAGAUAGGAUAAUGAAUUCUAGUGAGGUAGAACACUCUGUUCCCCUCACUGAUCCUUUAUUGCCACCACCUACUCCCAGUGGUUCUCCAGAUUCUUUUUCAUGUUUUCUAGACAGCAGCCCAAAGUUUGGUUAUAAGUCCCCUACACUCUCACCUUCAACCUCUGAGUACUCAUCUAGUUCAUUUGCCUUUUCACCCUCGUCCUCUAAUUGGUCUGACUUGUCAUACUUGUCGUCCCGGCAGCCUUCACCUUCUGGCUUGGAAGCCACAGAUCCAUUUUAUGCCAAGAAUGCUCCCCCAGCAGAUAAUUUUUGUUUACCUUACAAAGAAACUCCAUCCUCCACUGGAAAGGUGUUUUCUGAUAAUCAACCUUUGAGAUCAGAAAAUACUUCUUUGCCAUUUAAAGGGAUUCCCCCUUCUAUUGCAGUGCGGAGAGGGAGUAACCCUCCUUCCCAUAUGUUGUUACCCUCAGUUGAUGAGCCGUCUCAAGUCACCAGAAACCUGGUAAGAUCCUGGUCUUUUUCUCUUCAGGACUUGAAUGAUGAUGACAUGAAAGAUAUUCACAGUGAGCUAUUUGAGCGUGAAAGUAGUAGGGAAGAACAAAUGUUGGAUGUUGAUACCAGCAGUGCAGGCGAUUGUGCACAAAGCGAGUUUGAAGAGGGAAAAGAAUACAGUAACUCCCAUCUUCCCUUGUGCAAUGAGACUGGGAAAGCUGCUCAAAUUACCACUCCAAUUUGUUAUCAGUGGCCUAACAUGAACAAAGUUGACAUGCAUUGCCUUAACAUCCCUGAUUCUGGGUCAGUGUAUAUUUUGUUGGCUCCAGACUUAACAUUGCAUUCAAAUAAUUCUGGAAUAUUAUAUGUCUGGUUGGGGCAGAAAGUUUUAUGUGAAAAAGGGCAAAGUGAAUUUAUAAGCGGCACUAGCAGUCUCAAAGAUAUUCAUCCAGAUUGGAAGGUGAUCGGUCACAACUUCCUUGAUCAAAUGAAUCUCCCUGCAAAUACCCCUAUGCAGAUUGUUAGAGUAGGUGAGGAGCCAGAGCAAUUCCUCAACCUUGUCAAUGGUUUCUCAUUUCAAAAGGUAGAAGACAGCAGCCAGAGCUAAGGUGGCCUCUUAGAGUUUGGUUCAUUAGCUUUUUAAGCAUGGUGAAAUGUUGGAAUGAACCAAUUUCAGCAUAGUGAAGGUGAGUGGCAUCCAAGGCAGUAUGGGUGAUUCUUUCUCUGCUUAUGUGAUGUAAUUGAGAGUACCAUUGCAACCAAUCAUGUACAGAAAACAAAUGUGCUGUACGCUAAUAGGAAUUAGAAGUAAAUAAUCAGUUGGAAUAAAGAUUCCAUUAAAUUUCCAUUCAAGGAUAAAGAAUUUUCAGGAGGGUUUUAUACGUUUCACGGUUCAUGUGAUAAACACAUUAACCAUUGAAUGACUUGUAGGUUUUUCUUAUAUGAAAUGAUUCUUCAUUCCAGUAAAUAAUAUAUUCGCAUUUUUGUUUUA
Messenger RNA from Hevea brasiliensis (rubber tree), 3685 nucleotides. RefSeq names its product protein-tyrosine-phosphatase MKP1. Lineage: Eukaryota; Viridiplantae; Streptophyta; Magnoliopsida; Malpighiales; Euphorbiaceae. The transcript has 2 exons. Bases 677 to 3301 code for a protein of 874 amino acids. Gene Ontology annotation, molecular function: actin filament binding; protein tyrosine/serine/threonine phosphatase activity. Gene Ontology annotation, biological process: protein dephosphorylation. The record is from RefSeq and is a predicted model, not a curated record.